This is a messenger RNA of Aspergillus ibericus CBS 121593, 2211 nucleotides long. RefSeq names its product pH response protein PalF (gene rim8). The transcript has 2 exons. Lineage: Eukaryota; Fungi; Ascomycota; Eurotiomycetes; Eurotiales; Aspergillaceae. Gene Ontology annotation, cellular component: plasma membrane; cytoplasm; cytosol. Gene Ontology annotation, molecular function: protein-macromolecule adaptor activity; ubiquitin protein ligase binding. The record is from RefSeq and is a predicted model, not a curated record. Gene Ontology annotation, biological process: ubiquitin-dependent endocytosis. The coding region runs from base 1 to 2211 and encodes 736 amino acids.
AUGUCCGUCAACCCUCUCCCCCCUCAGUCCUCCUCGCCGCUCGGUCGGAAUCGCAGCUCCCUCCUCGCCAAGUUUCGCUCCCAGCUCGGUCAACGUAAUCGCGGCAUCACCGACUACUAUAUCGAACCCGACGACCCCUGGCGCUCCUACUUCCCCGGUGACGUGAUCAGCGGCACCGUCGUCCUCACCGUCGUCCGCCCCGUUAGCAUUACACAUCUGGUGGUCUGUUUACAUGGCUUUGUCAAGGUGUUCAAGAAUACCGUGCCUCCAGGCGAGCAGGCUCCGGACUUGGGAUUUUUGGGGCCGGGGCGCGGGCGUCGCGGCCCUGAGUAUCUGGGAAACGGGUUGUCCACCCUCUUUGAGGACGAGGUCGUCCUCUGCGGGGAAGGCCGGCUCAAGGAGGGAAUCUACAAAUUCCGCUUCGAGAUGGGCUUUCCCCCGUAUGCGCUACCGAGUAGCAUCAAUUUCGAAAGAGGCACGAUAUCAUAUCAGCUUACAUCCACCCUAACCCGGCCGACGACGAUCAACCCGACCACCACCUGCCGACGACGCGUCAACGUGCUGGAAAACAUCGAUAUCGCCCCGUUCCCCCCGCCCCGGCCGCGCGUCGUCACGCUCGAGCCGAUCUCCCGACGGUCUAAAUCCAAAGCCAAGGCCAAGUCAGCCGGAUCUGAUGCGCCUGAUACCCUCUCCAUCGACCCGACCGUGCAGGGCCAUGGGUCCGACCAUCGGCCCCCUCUGAGUCCGGCGCCCAGUAAUGUCAGCUCGUCCAGCCGGCUCAGUAACAGCAGCCAGAGCUUUCAUGUGCCCAGCGACCCGAGCUCCUCUGCCAGCACCGGGAUGCGCAACAGCGAAGCCCGGAGCAUCACCCCCUCCAUGACGGAUAAAAUCAUCACGGUCAAGGCCGAGGUGUUGCGCGCGGGCGUGCUUCCGGGAGAUACCUUACCCAUCACCGUCACCAUCAAUCAUUGUAAACAGGUGCGCAGCGCGCAUGGCAUUAUUGUGACGCUGUAUCGCCAGGGCCGGAUUGACCUCCAGCCGGCGAUCCCCAUGGGCAAAUCCGCGGACGGCAAGAAGCCGGUCUAUGAAGACUACUAUCCGCGCUCGCGGACCGGACUGGGCGGGUUGACGCUGGGUAGCAGCCGGACCACUGGGGUCUUCCGCAAGGAUCUGGCGCAGACGUUUGCCCCCCUGGUGGUGGACCCGACGAAUCUGACCGCCGUCGUGAAGACGUCGAUCCGGAUCCCCGAGGACACCUUUCCGACCAUCACGCGCACGCCCGGGAGCAUGAUCAACUUCCGAUAUUAUAUCGAGGUGGUGGUCGAUCUGCGGGGCAAGCUGAAUUCGCCCGAUCGGUUCCUGCCGCGGUUCAACAUGGUGUCCUCAGGCGGCAAUUUCUCCUCCAGCGGACAGGUGCUCAACCCGUCCGACGUCAACAACAGCGUGAUCACGGCGAACUGGGCAGGCAACAUCCUGGACACGGAUCAGAUUCGGCGUGAAAAGGGUGUGGUGGCGGUGAUGUUCGAAGUGGUCAUUGGGACGCGGGACUCGCGACGCGGCGUGAAGCCGGUGGAGCGCACGCCGUCGACGACGACACCGGUGGACCUGCAGCCAGUGCAAAGCCCGACGGGUCCCGACGGGGAGGCGUGGUCUGCCGAGCAGGGUGCAACGCCCAAUGGCGAGGGCGACUAUGCGCAGGAGGACUACGGGUUCCCGCAGGAGGGGUCGCACUGGCCCGACUACGCGGGUCAGGAGUACAGCGCCGAGCCGCAGUUUCACUCGCUAGGGGAGAUGGUGUCGACGCCGGCGGAUGAGCCGGGCGAUGAAAAGAGUCGGUUACGGCGCGCGGAGCAAACGCUGCUGCCCAGUCGACCGCCGGAUGAGGCGGGGCCGUCGGAGACGAUGCCGACGGCGCCUGUACUACCGGAGGACGAUCUCCACGACUACCGCCACGUGGGGUCGACGAGCGGGACUCCGCGGGCGGUGGUCUCUGCGGAAUCGGUACAGACGGUGCUCGCUGGUGAGGGGCCCGGGGAGGAUAAACAAGAGCUGGAGCGCCAGCGAUUGAUGACGGAAGCGAGUGCGCCAGAUGAAGCGGGUCCAUCCAGUGAUGCGCCGACGGCGCCGGUGUUCCCCGACGACGAGGGCGACCACCAGCUAGUGGGCAGCGCGGCGCGAGGAGACGAGUCGUUACCGCGAUAUCAGCGGUAA